GGCGGCGGCUGCGGUGGGUCCCCGGUGGGUCCCCGGUGGGUGCCCAUGGCCCUCCCGGCGACAUCGUCCCGGCUGGACGGGGGCUGGCAGGAGGUGUACUCGGCUCUGCAGUGGAUCCAGUUCACCAUGGCCAUGCUCAGUGUUACAGGUUCCAGCUCAAUCAUUGCCUACGCCGUCUUCCAGAACGCAGUGAGGUCCCCCGAGGUUCGCCCUCUUUUCUACCUGAGCCUCUCCGACCUGCUCCUGGGCAUGUGCUGGCUCACCGGGGCGCUGCUCUAUAGCACACCGACCUCCAAACACGAUCUCAUCUGCUACAACCUGCAAGCCACGGGACAAGUGUUCUACGUGGCCUCUUUUCUGUACACUGUCAACUACACCUGGCAUCUGUACAGGGACCUGAAGGUGAAAUACAACCAGAGCCUUAACAGGAUGCCCCCCACGGUUGUAGAUUACGUGAGCUGCAUUGGCCGAGCAGCAACGAUCUUGUCCAGCCUGGUCCCUUUUCUUCUCAUGGUGCCUGUGUUUUGCCUGGGCAACAACAGCAAUUGCUACCAGAACUUCAGUCAGAAGCACGGAUGUCUCCUGAUGCACACAGAGGCAGCUGUGCCCACCACCGAGCCACUGACGCUGAACGGCUCCGUUUGCCGUGUGAUGCAUUUCUAUGGUGUGGGGGUCUUCCUCGUUUCCUUUCUGAUCAGCUUCGUAGCCAUUCUGGUUGUACUCGUUCGAGCCCGAGGUUUGUACAAGAGGUUUGUAAACUCCACAGGAUUCCUGGGAGACCAGCAGUGGGCCAUGAUUAAGGUGGUGGAACAACGAGUGGUUUUCUACCCCAUCGCAUUCUUCUGCUGUUGGGCCCCAGCUGUCCUACUCGGAAUUCUGAAGCUGGUGGUUUCAACAAGCAGCAAAAUCUACAUGGCUCUCCUCAUUCUACAGGCGCUGACAGCAGCUUCCCAGGGCCUUCUGAACUGCAUUGUGUAUGGCUGGACGCAGCACGUCUUCCUCUCUCUCAAACGCAACGCCUGCCGCGACGUUGACACUCAGACUCCUCUCCUGCGCUCCCAGAAGAAGUUCUAUGACAGCACGCUCCCUGCCAGCCCUCCAGACGCAGAGGUGCCCACGUCCACCCUGCUCUGAUGCAUCCCUGCAGCGAAGGGAGAACAGGCAGCGUGCCAGCGGGGCCUCAUCUCAUUCAGCAGUGCCAGCUAGAGCUGGUAGCGGCUGUCUCGGUGUGCACUGUUGUCAGCAGCACAGGUAACUGCUGUGCUGGAAGAGCCUGAGCAGAUCUGUCAGAGAAGCACUUUCAGUGAAGGUAGUUAUUUAUUUUACAGACCUGUAUGGACUUUAAAGGGAUUCUUUAAACAUGGUAAAUCUUCUUUAGUACUACAGACUUUCUCCUUACGGAAAUAUCUCUAGAAAUGCAUUGAAUUAUGUACAACAGCUCAGAGACCUAGUGCAGCUCCUUUGAGGGCAGAUGCUCAAAGGAUGUUUUAAUUUUUUAACUGUUUGUCAGGUAUUUGCCAUUACAAGUUAUCAUUAAAGCAAAGGUGAAUAUUUUUAAA
Anas platyrhynchos (mallard) is the source of this 1559-nucleotide messenger RNA. NCBI's taxonomy places the organism in Eukaryota, Metazoa, Chordata, Aves, Anseriformes, Anatidae. The record is from RefSeq and is a predicted model, not a curated record.